Molecule: messenger RNA, 373 nt
Organism: Magnolia sinica
Lineage: Eukaryota; Viridiplantae; Streptophyta; Magnoliopsida; Magnoliales; Magnoliaceae
Product: nuclear-pore anchor-like
Exons: 4
Coding region: 53-343 (96 amino acids)
Biological process (GO): mRNA export from nucleus
Cellular component (GO): nuclear pore
Molecular function (GO): structural constituent of nuclear pore
Source: RefSeq, a predicted model, not a curated record
AGGCCCGUGUUUAUGUAUUAUCUCGAAAUUGAUGAAGUAGAUCCGGUUGUGCAUGGGAGCUAUCCGGAUGUUGAGCGGGGGUUCCUGGAAGCUUAUUGAGGACAUGCAGAAAGCAAAGAAAGAGAUGGAAAAACUAAAAGGGGAGGCACAAGCCAACAAGGAUCACAUGCUACAGUAUAAAGAAAUAGCACAAGUGAAUGAAGUUGCAUCGAAGAAAAUUGAAUCUGCUCAUGAAAAAUUCAAGGUUGAGGCUGACAAGCUAAAGAAGUCACUGGAGGAUGAAAUUCACUUUCUCAAGGGAAGGUUUCAGAACUUGAAAGUGAUCUUGUGUCAAAGUCUAUAGAAGUUACAUCUGUAGUUUCAGGGAAAGAAG